Messenger RNA from Pogona vitticeps (central bearded dragon), 1275 nucleotides. The record is from RefSeq and is a predicted model, not a curated record. NCBI's taxonomy places the organism in Eukaryota, Metazoa, Chordata, Lepidosauria, Squamata, Agamidae.
GUUUUCCGUUCGAAUCCACGCCACACAUUUAUGGCGAUUCUGAGAGUCAGGGCAGAUUUCUGCCGGGCCCAGCACAGCAACCUGGCUGAGAAGUGAGCUGGGGCCCAGGGUCCUGCGUGCCAUAACUGUACUUUGCCUUGAAGACUCCAGACACCAACACAUAAGCCUCAAAUAUAUGGGGUUAUCUUCUGCAAAUUGGAAACCUCUUCCUUUUAGUGACGCUAGAGAAGCAAAGCCUGGCUGAACCCAAGUGGAGAGAACACCUGUCCUGACAUUUUCUUUGUGCCUCACCAGUGCCUAAAUGUAGUAAAGGCUGCCUAGUUUUUUGCAUGUAGUAGGAGACUGUAGAAGGAGCACCACCUGCAGUGACUGAGGCUGAAGCUGAAUUCCAGCAGAUGCUCAAGAAAAGCUGCUUUUUCCUGAAGUGAAGAAUCAUCUUGAAGAACAAAACAAGGAAAGCGCUGAUCGAUCCCUGGACACUUUCGUGGUCUCUCUCUCUUUUUUUUUUAAUGUUUUCUGCUGUGAAACAUUGCAAGAUUUGAUUUUUUUCCCCCUACACAUUUCCCCUCCCUUGCCACUAUGAACCGUCCCGCUCCAGUGGAGAUUACUUACGAAAGUAUGCGCUUCCUGAUCACCCACAACCCAACCAAUGCAACCCUCACUAAAUUCACAGAGGAGCUGAAGAAGUAUGGAGUGACAACCUUGGUGCGAGUCUGUGAUGCUACCUAUGAUAAAGCACCAGUUGAGAAAGAAGGAAUCCAAGUCCUAGACUGGCCAUUCGAUGAUGGUGCACCACCACCAAGCGAGAUUGUGGAUGACUGGCUGAACCUGUUGAAAACCAAAUUCCGCGAAGAACCCGGCUGCUGUGUCGCUGUACACUGUGUUGCAGGGCUAGGAAGAGCCCCAGUUCUGGUUGCCCUCGCACUCAUAGAAUGUGGAAUGAAGUAUGAGGAUGCUGUGCAGUUUAUCAGACAGAAGAGGAGGGGAGCAUUCAACUCCAAACAGCUGCUCUACCUUGAGAAAUACCGGCCGAAGAUGCGGUUACGCUUCAGAGACGCCAACGGCCACUGCAUUGUGCAGUAAGAAACGGGAAGCCCUCCGUGAAGUCUUGACGCUAUCAUGGCUGUCUUUGUGGACUUGUGGAACCUGGAAAUGUAAUUCUGGAAUUGAAUGACAUCCUUUCCGUAGUGGAGUCGGUGCUCCUCAGCCUUUGUCCUAAUGAUGAUGAUUGUGAUAAAAAGUAAUAAUAAAAUUAAAACAAACCAUUUCAGUGAA